Pecten maximus is the source of this 5444-nucleotide messenger RNA. Its product is annotated as calcium-binding mitochondrial carrier protein Aralar1-like. Gene Ontology annotation, molecular function: calcium ion binding; L-aspartate transmembrane transporter activity; L-glutamate transmembrane transporter activity. The transcript is spliced from 18 exons. The record is from RefSeq and is a predicted model, not a curated record. Lineage: Eukaryota; Metazoa; Mollusca; Bivalvia; Pectinida; Pectinidae. Gene Ontology annotation, biological process: malate-aspartate shuttle; L-glutamate transmembrane transport; aspartate transmembrane transport. Bases 12 to 2093 code for a protein of 693 amino acids.
GCACACGAAUCAUGGCGGCGACAAGAGAAAAUGAAGGCUUUGGUUUUAUUUCGAAAAUAUGGCCCUUUUUGAGAGCAGAAUGUGAUUCAAAGCAGGUGGAGAUUUUCAAAGGAGCAGAAACCGAUGAACUUCGCCGAAUCUUCCUCAAGUAUGCGAGUAGUAAGACACAGGAAGGGGAGGAGUAUAUGACCUACUCGGAUCUGAUCCACAGCUACCUGGGUAUUCUCCGUGGAGAUGACUAUGACGAGUACACGCUCCAGUUGUUUGGUUCUAGUGUGGAUACUUCCAGGAACAUGAAGAUCUCGUUUGCAGAGUUCAAGGCCUUUGAAUCUUUACUGAGACUGCCAGACUCCAUGUAUGCUCUUGCCUUCCAAAUUUUUGACAGAAAUGGAAAUGGAUAUAUUUCAUGCGGGGAAUUUGAAGAGAUUAUCCAACAUACAACACUCAAUAGAAAGAUACCUUUUGAUUUCGACUGUGAUUUCAUCAAACUCCACUUUGGCAAAGAUAAAGAACGUAAAGUGACAUAUCCCGAAUUCACCCAAAUGAUCCAUGACUUCCACGACGAGCAUGCUCUUCAAGCGUUUCGCAGGCUGGACAAGAGGAGUACAGGUUACAUCAAUGCCAAGGACUUUGAGGAGAUCAUGGUGUCUCUCAAGAGCUAUCUCCUCACAAGUUUUGUCAAGGAAAAUCUCGUAACAGUAACAGUUGGUGGGGAGAAGCACAGACAGGUGAGCUACUCCUUCUUUAUGGCCUUUAUUUCACUGCUGAAUAACAUGGAACUGGUGAAGAAGAUUUACAUGUCCGCUACACGACGUGAUACUACCAAAGAUGUCACAAAAGAGGAGAUGCUCUAUCAGGCACAGGAAUACUCUCAGAUCACGCCGCUGGAACUGGAUAUUCUCUUUCACUUGGUUGGGUUGAAGCAUCAGAGAGGGAGAAUGUCAUAUGAAGAUCUGGACAAAAUUUCACCAAUGAAAGGACGAGAAACUCCAUUUACAAUUCAAAUGGCUAUUGCACAGGAAAAAUUAAAUCUAGAGCAAGGGAAGGAACGAUCUGGUUGGCUUGGUGUACUGGAGAGUGUGUACAGAUUUGCUUUAGGAUCUGUAGCCGGAGCCACUGGAGCCACAGCAGUCUAUCCCAUAGAUCUGGUGAAGACACGUAUACAGAACCAGCGUACGGGCUCCAUGGUAGGAGAACUCAUGUACAAGAACAGUUUUGACUGUUUUAAGAAAGUCAUUCGACACGAGGGUGUCCUUGGACUUUACCGUGGUUUAGGACCCCAGUUGGUUGGUGUCUGUCCGGAAAAAGCUAUCAAACUCACGAUGAAUGACUUUAUGCGAGACAAUCUUAUGGACAAAGAUGGAACUCUCCCUCUCUGGGCUGAAUGUGUUGCAGGAGGCACGGCGGGUGCAUCACAAGUUAUGUUUACAAAUCCUUUAGAAAUUGUGAAGAUCCGACUGCAAGUAGCCGGAGAAAUAGUCGGCAAGACUCGUGUCAGUGCCUUUACCGUGAUUAAGGAUCUCGGAUUCUUUGGGCUGUACAAGGGUUCCCGGGCCUGUUUUCUAAGAGACAUACCUUUCUCAGCUAUCUACUUUCCUGCCUAUGCACAUUUAAAGAAAGCGUUUGCUGAUGAAAAUGGUUACAACUCACCUGGUACUUUGCUGCUGGCAGCUACAUGUGCAGGUAUGCCUGCAGCUGCUCUCCCCACACCUGCCGAUGUGAUAAAAACGCGACUACAGGUUCAGGCUCGUAAAGGACAGACAGUCUACACAGGUCUGAUGGACUGUGCCAGAAAGAUUUAUGCUGAAGAGGGAUUUGCUGCCUUCUGGAAAGGAGCACCAGCACGAGUAUUUAGAUCAUCACCGCAGUUUGGUGUGACGUUGCUAACAUACGAAUUGUUACAAAGGUUGUUUUAUGUGGAUUUUGGUGGCAGGCGGCCAGAAGGUUCUGCAGGCAAGUCUCCUGUCCUUGAAGAGCAAUUGUCACGGAACCCAGACCACAUUGGAGGUUACAGACUUGCUAAGGCAACCUUUGAUGGAAUGGAGUCAAAGUUUGGUCUGUGCUUACCAAAAUUCAAGUCCUCGGCAUCUUGAAGUUUUAUGUUUAUAGAAACGUCAACAUUUUUUAAGAAACAGGCAGGAAGAAAGAAUGAAAACAAGUUAAAAAACAGAAUUGCAGAGCUUUAUUGAAGACAUGGACUCCUUGUUUAUAUAGCUAGUUUUUGUUUUAAAAAUAAACCAUUAUUUAUUAUACUAUUAACAGUGUGAAUAUAGAUCUAUAUUAAAAACUUCCACCUUGUUACCCCUAGAAUACCUGAAAAGGAUGACAGCAACAAUGGAAGUUGUCACCAAAUUAACUAUUUAGGGUAAGAAUGGACAAUGUUGACGACUGUCUAUGGAACAUUUUUGGAUGUAAUGAAGUUUGAUUGUGUUACUGGUCCAAGGAGGGGUGCGGCUAAAGUAAUGCUGGCUUGUUACUGGCUUUCAUCCUCCGCUAGCUUCAAUGUCUGGCCAUCAACGAAUGUGUGAUCAAUGAUAAUAGAUUCUUUAUGACUACUGAUAGUACUGCUCUUUCACUGUAUUGCUCAAUAUUGAAGAAUGAUGGGGGUAGGGAGAAUAGUGACAGAUCUUAUAAAUGUGAAAGGAAAUAUGAAAGCUUAUACCACAGUUUUGUGCAGGGGUUCGCUGGAAGCAAUUUGUCCAGCCAUCUGUCUGACAGAUUCUGGACAACUGCUGCAGCAGCUUUCAUUGAAUCUUUUCCAGAAAUCACAAAUAUAUUAAGCACAUUUUGAAGUUGUGCAGCCUACAUUUAUUUUCUAUUUGCACCUUUUUAUGGCAGUUGUAAAGGAUGGAGGAGUUUAUUGUAACUUCUCUAAUAAACAUGGAAAGCAAUGCUGGGGAGGUAAUCAUAACAGCUGUGACAAAAAUUGAAGAAACUAUUGGGGAGGUAAUUGCAACUGCUCUGACACACAGGAAGAAAUAAUGAGGUGGUAAUUGUAAGACAUCUGACAAACAUUGAAGGAUGUUGGAGGCAAAUUGAACAGUUGUUGUAACAUGAUAUAGAAAUGUUUAUAUAGACAAAUACUCCAGAUGUUAUAUAAUCAUAUGUGUACACAUUAGUACAGGUACGAUUUUCUAUAAAAAAUGUCUCAGUUGAUAUUUUGGUAACUCUUUUGUGGAUGAACCAGAAAACCAACUUUUCAAACUGAUAAAUGUAUAAUAUUAUAAAUAGUUUAAUUUGGCCAAUUUGCCUAUCUAAGCAAUUAUUAUCAAGCCUGUACUAGUUUAUGGGUAUACCGAUUUACAGAAAGACUGACAGAACUUUUUGAUACUAUUUGUAGACCAAAAAUAAUUUAGUUUUGCUCUCUAAUUUUCUAUUAUUGUUGGAAAAAUAUGAUACAUCUAAAGUAGAGUAUUGGAGUAAUGAAAGUGCUAUUUUAAUUGCAAUUAAUUACAUUGUUUUUCAGGAUGGAGAUGAUUCUCCUAAAAUAUAUAUGACAUGUGGAUUCACUUCACAGUGGUCAUGUGAUAGUUAAAUGUGCCAAUGACAUUACAAGAUACAUGUAUUUACUUAAGAUGGAUUUAUAAUGUUCUGAUAAUUACUGAUAGCAGGGAUAACUAUUGAAGUAAAAUUAUAGGGUUUUACCAGGACUUGUCAGAUUGUAGUAUCAUAACCCAGAGUUCUCCCUGGAGAGAGAUCUGAUUGGACGAUAAUGGUGCAUGUUUAAUUACAAUAUAUAUAUAUAUAUACAGACUUGGUUCCCCUUAAGUCCCUUUGUAAAAUUUUUUGUCCAUUGACACAAGCAAAUUUUUAACUUGAUAAAAUCUCGAGUUCAGCAAUGAUAUCCUCAUUGGAGAUGCUAAUAUUGAAUAAAACAUUGAAGUGUUUUAGUUAAAAUCUGAUUAAGUGAAUGCAUUUACAUUCAUGUAUUAACAGUGUUUCAAUUUUUACAAGCGGUGCUGGAAUGGUUAGAACCAUGCUUUUAUUGAUGUCAUUGGUCAGGUAUGUGAUAAACUUGCCCUAUGAUAUAUUUUGACCAAUAUUUAUGGGAUACAAAUAUCCCAUUUAAAUUUUUUUUAAAUUUAGGCAGUGGUAAAUGUAGAAUGUUUAUGAGCUUGUUAUUAAGAAUUACAUUUACAUGAAAUGUUUUAUCAUUUCCGUCCGGAAAUCUUAGACAUUUAUUUAGCAUUCUUAUACAUUAAAAGUGCAUAUAAUGUUUUUGUGGUAGAUUUCAUUGUAGUCAUUUGGACUUGUGGUGGAGACUGUAUUCAACAUUUUUAUCAAUGUGACUAUAUGACAAUGUGUUACUCUAAAACAUAUACUUGUGUGGAAAUUAAGGUUUUAUUUAAAGUGACAUGACUAUGUUGAUGAGGAUCCCCAAAACCAGGGAUGCAUAUAUACGUCCAGGAGUAAACUGCAGAUAUCACGGUGGUUUUUUUUCCAGUUUUAAUUUGCUUUUGGUGGAGUCUUUUUUUGUCAUAAAUUGCCAAGCAGUGUUGAUUGUAAUAUCUAUAAAGACAAUCAAUGGGAAGCAUGUUACAGUUAUUGUUCCUAUCAUAAGUUAAAAUCUUAUACAAAUUUCUUUCUUUUAUUUUUCUUUAUUUAGAUCUUUUCCUUUAUUUCUAAGGUACAAUUCGCCUGUUAAAACCUUAAGUGAACUGUAGUGAUGGGAAUUGGUUUUACUUUCAGAAUGGAUAAUAGGAAACUCGAAAUGUAUCAAUUAUAAUCGGUUUCCUAAAUUUAGCACAGAAUUGGCCUUUCGUAGAUGUACAUUUCAAGUCCAUUUAUGAUACGUCUUAGCCAUUUUUAUCAUUAUUUUUUAUAUUGAACACAAAGAAAGUAUUUAAUGGUUGUCAAUAUAUUUAAAUAUCCUUAAUCGCUUGUAAAUGAACACUGAAUAUAUUGGUAAAAUAUAAGAUCUACUUCAUGGUUCAAUAACAUCACAAAAAUACAUGAAGCCAAAGAUUUACAAACACUUUCACUUUCAGAUUAAUUGCUUUUAAAAAAUCGUCGUCGUCGAUGAUCAGUUGUUUUUUUUUUUUUAUUGUUUUUUAUUAUUUUCAUUAACCUACCACUAGUUACUUGUAGAAUCUGAGUGAAUGCUUCAGUCUCUAGACCGAAUGCUGAAGUUAAGGAAUGAAUUUCCUAUUAAUACUGGUCAGUUUAGAUAGCUACAUCUAAUUUUGUUUAUUUUAUGUUUAUUAUGUUUUUGUGAACUACACAAAGUUUUGUUAAGGUAGGAAGCACUUGUGCUCUGUAGAAAUAACACGUUUUCCAUAAAAUUUUGUUUUUGAUUCACAUUUUCAGUAUAGUGUUAAAAGUGUAAAUUACACAAUGAUAUUUUUUCAUAUGGACAUGAUCACAUUGGUGUGUCGCAUUAUGUAAGAUAUAGUCUUUUUAUAAGACGAGUUGUCGAGUUUUGCCUUUAUAUAUAUACACAAACA